AGUAUGUAUUUAAAAUGCGCCACACGGAGUGCAUAUGAAAAAUAUUCAUCGUUUCAAAUGGUAAAAUUUGCGAUUAGAUGUUCUAGCAGUCGCCCUUCGCAUCAAUUAAUUUUCGACAGAAAAGCUAAAAAAUUCCAAAGAGAAAGAGCUGCGAUAAGAGAAGAUGUUGAACUUUAUGAUUAUUUAAAGGAAGAGAUAGGCUUUCGCUUGUCUGAUCGAAUAUUCGAUAUUAAGCGAGAGUUUGAAAAUGCCGCUGACUUGGGUUGCAGUCGUGGUUUUUUAUCACGUCAUGUAUUGGCAGAAAGUGUCAAACAUUUAACUUUAUGUGAUAUGAGUCCAACAAUGCUUUCGCAAGCCCAAGGCACACCCGGUUUAAGGAUAAGUAAAAAGGAAAUGGACGAAGAGAAUAUUGAGUUUGCAGAGAAUUCCCUAGAUUUGGUUAUGUCGAGUUUAAGUUUGCAUUGGGUUAAUGAUUUGCCUGGAUGCUUUAGCCGCAUUAUUAAAAGUCUAAAGCCGGACGGUGUAUUUAUAGCAUCUAUGUUCGGUGGAGAUACGUUAUAUGAACUGCGUUCAUCUUUACAACUUGCUGACCUGGAACGUAAAGGUGGCAUUGCUCCUCAUAUUUCACCUUUUACGCAGAUAAGGGACGUCGGUGCAUUAUUAAAUCGUGCAGGUUUUACCAUGUUAACGAUUGACACUGAUGAGCUCGUGAUUGGUUAUCCAUCCAUGUUUGAACUUAUGUGGGAUCUGAAAGGCAUGGCCGAAAACAACGCCGCGUUCAAUCGUCCGGCUCACUUAGAUCGUGAUAUCAUGUUGGCAGCAAGCGCAAUAUAUAAAGAACUUUAUACUAAGGAUAAGGGUGUGCCUGCCACUUUUCAAAUAAUUUACCUUGUCGGUUGGAAACCUGGUCCUAAUCAACCGGUACCAUUGGCCCGAGGCUCGGGAGAAGUGUCGCUUAAAGAUUUAGGCAAGAUGAUCGAAAGCAGUAGCAAAAAUAAGAAAAAAAAAUAAGAGAUGAUUCUUAAAUCGGAAGAGAUGAAAAAGUAACUUUCUUUAAAUAACUUAAAUUAUUUAUUUAUUUUCUCUUCUAUUUUAUUAUACAUUUGUGUAUAUUGCUCUAAGACAUGUAUUAUGUUAGUGGACGAAAUGCGUAGCAUUAUUUUUGUUAAUUUUUAUUUGCUUUCAACUCUUAAACAAAAUGUUCAUAAUUUUUUUCUUUCCAUAAGUUUCAUAACUUUACGAAAAAAUUAUCACCAAGAAAUUGUCAUUUUUCACUAUCAGUCAGCUUCAUCAACAUACCGUAUAUAUGUUUAUUACAUUGAACUACGAUAUUCAAUUGAUCAACGAAUGCUAAACUUAAAUUUUUACAACUUCAGGAUUUCUCAGGAUGCACGAAUGGAUGUUUGUUAAAUUGGCGUAAAGGCUCUUUUUUUCAUUUCUGUUUAUUCCUAUAACCUAAAGUUAGUCUUCGUCAUUUAAUGCAGGAAAAAAAGGAAAAUUGGUACCUGCUAAGAUGCUAAAUAUGCGCGAGAUUAGAAGCAAGAAAAGGGCUUUAACUACAUAUUUUCUUGCUUCAAUUUUGGUCGUUCUUGAUAUUCUCCUAAGUAUGUGUAAAUGCUUAAACUCCAACUUUUUCCCGAAAAUGUACGAGUGUAACGAUAAAAUAGCAAGCUUCGGAAGCGAAGGCAUCUUAUUCUUCGGUUGUAAGUUAUUCUAAAGCAUGCAAUACGCAUGUAAUAUAUAAAAAGUGCCUUUAAAUGAAAUUUAUAAAAAGUGCCCUUAGCAAUCAGAUAUCUAAUCUGACGUUUGUUACUGCAGCAUUUUUAACUUCUUUGACUAUGUACCAAAUUGGAGUUGCCUAAUUUUUCCUACUUUCGCUACUUCUACUAUCGACCUCGAAUCUCAAGCCGAUCGAUAAAGAAAAAUAUUUGACUUGCUUUGAUUAGUUAUACAAAAAAUGGUUCCAAGACUAAUUUUAGCUAGAGAUGUUAUGGGUUCUAUUUUCUUAUUUACUUUAAAGAAAUUAUGCCUAUUUUAAAAUUUGAUUUGUGACCAUCAACUGCGAGUCUAUGUGUCCACCAUGGAUCACGAGUUGGAAAAGAAAAGCAGGGGGAAGCGGACGUGGGUGACUUUCCUCAGAAUGUUAUGCUCAUUGAAUAGAUAUGUGCACUGUAGUCUUUGACGCAUACUUUUUUAUGACAUACUACUACAUACGGCAUGCGUAUUCGCUGCUUUCGAUAAUGAUUAUAAAAAUAUAAUAUAAAAUGUAGUAUUAAUUUAAUUAAAUAAUAUCAAGUUGAACAUCAUCUCUUUUUUGCUUAAAAAUAUACUCUAUCUGAAAUUUUAACUAAUUGUGUUCCUUAAAGAUUAAAAAUAAUCAAUUAAAAAAAUAUUAAAUACGGUUAAAAAUGUUAUACGGAAUAAUUAAAGAGAACUGUAGAGAAAUAAAUUAAGAAAGACUCUUUUUUUUUGGAAU
Glossina fuscipes is the source of this 2476-nucleotide messenger RNA. RefSeq names its product arginine-hydroxylase NDUFAF5, mitochondrial. NCBI's taxonomy places the organism in Eukaryota, Metazoa, Arthropoda, Insecta, Diptera, Glossinidae. Gene Ontology annotation, biological process: mitochondrial respiratory chain complex I assembly. The coding region runs from base 4 to 1011 and encodes 335 amino acids. The transcript is spliced from 5 exons. Gene Ontology annotation, cellular component: mitochondrion. Gene Ontology annotation, molecular function: S-adenosylmethionine-dependent methyltransferase activity. The record is from RefSeq and is a predicted model, not a curated record.